AUGUUUACAGCAAUGGACAAUCCGAUGUUUUUGAUCGGAGCCGCUCUGGUCAUGGCGCUGGUCGCCUGUCUGGCCGUAGGCGGGUCGCAGGGCAGACGCUUCCUGGAUAGACUGAGAGGCUCUAGCAGAAAGGUUCCAUCCGCGAAAACUCCACCGCCUGACUUUUCGGAGAAACGACCUUCGAGCCCACCGUAUAGCAAGAUCCUUCCGCCAUCGCUCAGAGAAGCUCUAUAUACAGUUGCUAAGACCGGGAUUCCCGACAGUCAGCGGGCUGCCUUAGCCCCUCAAGAACUUGCAGAUGAGACCAUGCUACGAUCUAUUCUUCCCAUGACGGAGAGCUAUAAAGCGUGCAUCGGGGCUAGGUUUACACCCACCGGGUUUUCAACAGAAGAAAUCAAGGCGCUUGGAGAUUUCCCCGAUUAUGCGACUUUGAGCGGUGUUCCAUUGCCGGAGCCUUAUCUUGAGUUUGAUAUCAAUAAGGCGCUGCCUAGACCCUACCGACCAUUUCGUUGGAAUUACCAUCAGACGAUGUCACUAACGAAAUUGGAAUCAAAUUGGUGGCUCGAAUUGGAGAAUACGUACAGAGAUCGUCUUGUUCAGCGAAAAGCCCUGUAUGAGAAGCACGGAAAGUCUGUGCUUAAUAUGCUUCCGGGCGCUGAACUAGCAUGUAAGGAGCUUAUGGAGAUGGUCAUACAGUUCCUGUGCGCCAGAUAUCCACAUUAUUUUUCUCUUUCGAACGAUAAGAGGUACUUUACAAACAGUAUCCUGGAUAUAGUUGAGGAUCUCCAUGACAAGAGCCCCCUCGUCGUUCUUAUGCAUCAUGUCCCUGAAGAUUUUGGAAUAAUGCUGAGGGAUGAAAGUGGUUACUAUUUUUUGCGUGCAGGCUGUAUCUGUUCUUCAUUAGGAUGGAAUCUGGGUUCGAAGAUGGGUAUGCAGCUUCAUGAAAUUCAUGAACCUAUUCCAGAUUAUAAGGAGAAGAUGCGGUUCUCAAUGGACCGCUACUUCGCCAAAAUGCCCACCGACAGACCCAUUCAACGUGGCUCCUGGGGCCUUGAAGUCGAGCAGCCUCUCUUCAUGCCUCCAGGUGACCCCCACGAGCAGUAUCGCUACUCUCAGUCGCCGUCUCUGGACAUUUCAUCCUGCUAUCUUCGCGUUGACUGGCAAACACUUCGUCGUCUUCCACUUUCUGGCGCUAUUAUUUUCAACUUUAAAGCUGUUUUUACGCCCGUCACUGAAUUCCGCGACGAGCCCGGGGUUCCGGCGCUAAUCGCAAAGGUCUUGAAGGACGGGAAGAGGAGUAUUAUGGAGUAUAAAAAUACUUGGCACACAGAGCAUGUGGUACUGCCAGCACUGGAGAAAUGGGCGAUAGAGCAGGAGGAGAACGGGAUUAUUGAGAAGGGGUGGAAGGUAGAAACACUGGAAGAAAGUCCUUACUUCAAAGGGUGGGAGGAGAAGUGGCAUCGCCAGCAAGGUUUCUAG
Molecule: messenger RNA, 1479 nt
Organism: Ophidiomyces ophidiicola
Lineage: Eukaryota; Fungi; Ascomycota; Eurotiomycetes; Onygenales; Onygenaceae
Exons: 3
Coding region: 1-1479 (492 amino acids)
Source: RefSeq, a predicted model, not a curated record